ACACCGGACCUUUAACUUCCAGAAAUGUAAAAUGUCGCAUUUGUAGUAUGAGAAGCAUGUGAUGUUUCCUCCAGUAGCAGGUGGUGUAAACGAGCCCAGGUGGCAGCAGCAUGGUCUGCUGGCCGGUGCACAGACAGGCAGGCAGACAGACAGAUAGUGGUCAUGCCAUUUUCCAUGUGGCUUGCUGGGGGCGAGUUUGCGCCCCACUAGCAGAGAGAGCAGCUAUUUUGAAAGUGACCCCUCAUUCAGGCAGCGACCGUGCAGCUGUCAGGAACCAUGACUGAAGAUGACGGAUUCUGUUGUCGUGGAGGGAUAUGCCAGACUCAGAGAUGGAAAAAAGUGGAAAACUAGGUGGCUCGUUCUCCGCAAGCCGUCGCCUGUAGCAGACUGCCUCUUGCUGCUGGUUUUCAAAGACAAGUCCGAAAAAGCGCAGGGAAACAAGGAGAGGGUCAGUGUGACCUUGGAGGAGAUCUGCGGUCUGGAAGUGGGACAGUGGUAUGAAGGUGUGGCUUUUACUCUGGCCAUCCUCUGCCUAAACCAGGCUGCUAUACUGGGCUUCGACAGCAAGGAGGCCCUGCUGGCGUGGGACGCCCGCCUACGAUACUGCCUCGGAGAAGUUCACAGAUUCAGUGUUGGAGUCUUACCAGGGACCAAGUUGGAGAGUGGACCCGCAACUCUUCAUUUGUGUAACAACCUAGUGGCUCUGGCCCGGGACGUCCCUCCUGUUAUUAUCGGCCACUGGAACCUUCCCGACCUGCGCAGAUAUGGGCCUGUACCCAAUGGAUUUGUGUUCGAGGGAGGAACAAGAUGUGGUUACUGGGCCGGUGUCUUUCUGCUCGCGUCUGCUGAGAGCGAGCAGAUCAGCUUUCUAUUCGACUGCAUCGUCAGAGGCAUCUCCCCCACCAGAGGCCCUUUUGGACUGCGGCCAGUUUUGCCAGACCCCAGUGCCAGCCAGACGAGUUUGGAGGAGAGGUUGAACCACGAGGCCCAGGAGCUGGAGAAACGACUGAGCAUGCUGUCUCACAGGAGCAGCACAGUCUCAUCCUCGUACUGUCCGUCUGCUGGGGGCGAUGAUCGUAGCAUAUCUGGUUCCUCCGACACAUCGGACACCAGCCAAUCAGACUGCAGCAUUGGCAGCCGGAUGGCCAUUUGGACCGAGCCGGCCUCCAACCCCUCUGAAAACCUCAGCCAUGUGGGAGCUAAAGCGGCACUACAGAGCAUCGAGAAGCUUUCCGUCAACCAGGGAGGAGGGAACCGACCUGCCGCCAAGCCCCCACGGCAGCUCCAGGAGAUCGGCCGUCAGAGCUCCUCUGACAGCGGCAUCGCCACCGGCAGCCAUUCCUCUUACUCUGGAAGUUUCUCCUCGUACACAGGCAGCCUGGAUAUUGUCCCCGGGGAGGACUUUGGGUCUGUUUUCAGCUUGCCUCCCCACUUGGCUCAAGACUUGAGCCCUUGUAGUUGCACCACUGUCCCUGGACAUGAAUACCAAGUACCAACAUCACUUAGGUAUCUCUAUGACAGCCCCAGGAGUGUGUUACAGGAGGGAGGUGGGGGCGCCAAAGACAAUGAAUCCUCCACGCCAACUAAGGACACUCCUGCUUCUUCAGGCCUCACAACAGACUCUGCAAAGGGGGAUAAAAGCACCACCAUGACCUCUGAGGGUCCCUCAGAAACUAGUGAAAGAGCAUCGGUGAGUGAACACUUACAAGGCUCCUCAGAGGAGAGUAAGAAAACAAAAGUGGCACCCUCGAGUGAACACCCAGACUCCUGUCACAUCUGCAGCCCUCUCACAUCUGUCCCCAAAACCAUUGUGACCAUCUGCUCAGUCUGCGGUGGAUUUAAGGGGACACCAUACACCCCUGCAAGUGGUUCAGCGGUCCCUGCCAUACCAGCAGAUCAAAGUGUUGACAAAUCACCAUGCAGACCCAGCGCUGCCAGUGAACACAAUAUUGCAGUGAAGAAAAUUCUGGAGAAACCCUGUGCCUCUCCUGGCUCUGGAAGCAUCCACAGCUUGGAGAAGCCAACAGUGAGGACGAGUGAGGAUUCAGCGCUGCCAAAAAAAGGAAGAGAGAAAUUAGCCAGUCUCUUGGCUGAUCUGCUAGGCUUUCCAAGCGUAGACAGGCAGCCCGAGGCAAAGACUAACAGACUGAACCUGUAUGAGUCAAUGAGCCCUAGCUUUGGGAAUGAGCUCAAAUCCACCCUAACUGGCACCUGUGCGCCACCGCAAGAUUCACAGCAGGACAAAAGAGCUGUCAUUUAUGAGAACUGUUUCAAGUGUCAAGGAGAGAACUGCCACCCUCCCCCACGGGUCGUACCUGCUGAGACAUACCGCAACAGGAACGUUUCCACUUUACAAACCUUUCCAACUGGGCUGCACCUGAAGGAAAGCCAAGAACAAGAAGUAGCUACUAAUGAGGAGCUGUUGUGUGAAGCUGCCAGUGAUGGAUCACAGAGCGUGGCUGGGCAGUGUCAGUACGAAGAGAUGAAUGGUCAGACGGUGACCAGUGAAGACAAAAGGCUUAAUAGUAAAGAGGAAAGACGCAGAGCUGAUCCCGCUUAUGAGAUCAUGGAGAGUCGGGGCCUGGAGAGGAACUCAGAGGCGGAAGAAAAAAGCAAGUACGAGCUGAUGGGCAGCUGUGGUCAACAACGGUUCCUUCAAGAGACUGAAGGCACCAUGUUCGUUUUCCCCCCCGAGGCACCGCUCCCCGAAAGGCCUCGCAGUGACGCUGUGACGUAUGUGAAUAUUCCUGUCAGUCCCACAUCCAAGAAGCAGCUCAACUACAUGGAGCUGGAGAUGCAGGAGCCCGGUCCCAGCCCCCGAGGGAGCGUCGCACAUCUCCCCGCUCAGAGAAAGAGCUCCACCAAGUACGCCCAGAUUGACAUCACCGCCACAGAAACGGCCCACAAAGUUGGCACACAGCAUGCCCUGGGUCGGCAGGAGGGCCUGCACACUCUGGAUCUGAGAAGAAAGGGGACACCACAUUGAUUUCUUCAUCACUGAACUGUUGAUCUCAGCAGGAUGUUUUUUGCCCAAGACCAGUGUACUACAUCAAACUCUAGUUUGAAGGAAACAUCUCUCUGAGGGGGUUUUCAGUUGAGACUGUUACCAAGAGAUCCUCAGAGGUUUGCUGUGGAAUUCAUUUUGGAAUUCAUCACAUCAUCCACACUUAAGUCCCAGGAAAUAUCUGCCCAAUGUCCAUUUCCUUAGAUUCAGACUUGCCUCCAUCAUCACAAAGCAACCUAGAGAUGGAGCCUCCUCAGAAAAAUUUGGCGAAGGAUCAGGAGCAAUUUUUCAAUCUUGGUCUCCUUUUAGUCUCGAGCAUUUCAUUAAAUGGCAUUAUGUCCGUGCAGGGGCGUCAGGCUAACUUGGAGGAAGAUGUGCCAGCCCAGAGCUGAGUCAGCGGCCCCGAUUAAACCCCCAGAGCAGAGGCAUUUCACAGCUCACUCGGGCCAUCCCUAAUAACAUGCAAUAUGCUGUUUUUGUCCUUGUUUGGGUGAGCAAGGCAGGGUGGCAGCAGGAGAGGAGGCAGAGAUGGUUGUUUAUUCUCAGGAGGAGUUCACAGUUAUUUAUUCCUCAGUGACAACCACAUCAGUAAUUCCACAUGUAGUUGCACGAAACUCACUUUUUAGUUUAUUCAUAUUUGGGGAAACUUUCCAUCCAGUCUUACUCAGAAUGCUGUAGAUUUCAGGCUCACUGAUUUGAAAAAAUGUACAAGUAGAACAGGAUUGUGCAUGGUGACUUUUUGUUUUUGCCUUAGUGUAACCUAUGAAUUGAUGUUUAUCAGAAUCUCAGUGCUGCUAUUGUUUGUUUUCCUCUACUUCCUAGUUCAUAUGGAGUGGGAUUUACUAUGGAAAGUGAUGAUCGAUAAUGCAAAGCAGAGAAGAUAAAAGAAAAUCUUUGGAUGUUGUUAAUCAUUCUGCAACAAUACCUGUCUGGCACUCAUGGCCAUUGUUUGUCAAACUUGUGUAUUUUAAAAAAAGUGUUGUUUUUUAUACUUGCUGAGGUAGUUUAAGUCCUUUUUUAUUAUUUUCUUCAAUUUUGCAAAAAAAAAAAAAAAAGGAAAAAAGGUAUUUAGCAAGUGUUUCUUGGAGCUACUUUAGCAGCCUGUUUUGGUCUCAUACCCGACUCAGAUUACACUCUAUUUUAUUGUCUGUAAAUACAUUUUCUUUCUAUUUAGCUGAUGUGGCUUGUUGUAAAAUAUACAUGUCCAGAUAUAAUGUAUGUACAGAAAGAAUAUAUGGAAAGGGUUCAAGGACAGUGCCUGCCUCCCAAGGCACUAUUUUUUCAUGCAAUACUAUUUUUCUUGUAAAUUAUUUACAGCAAAGUACUGCUUUGAUGUGCAUGUUCACUUUUUCUAGAACUACAGUAAAUCAUAUAUUGGACUUUUUUUCCCAUGUACAGUUGUAAACCAGUUUGGUACAAUAUUAUAUAAAGCACCUGUACAACUGA
Messenger RNA from Epinephelus lanceolatus (giant grouper), 4450 nucleotides. RefSeq names its product protein Dok-7-like. Gene Ontology annotation, molecular function: protein kinase binding. Gene Ontology annotation, biological process: neuromuscular junction development; positive regulation of protein tyrosine kinase activity. Lineage: Eukaryota; Metazoa; Chordata; Actinopteri; Perciformes; Serranidae. The record is from RefSeq and is a predicted model, not a curated record.